AUGAAGGUCGUCAUAGUGAAAAAUCGAAAAUAUCUAUUCAGAUCUCAUCGAAAAUUUCAAUCAUGUUUGGUGGAACAGUUUAUUAAAUAUUCAAUAACCAUCGGCGAGAUAUGUAAACAUGCGUCAUCCAGCGUCAUCUGUCGAGAUUGUCAAUCGUUGAUUCUGUCAAAUGACAAAACGUGCAUCGAAAUGAGUGAUUUUCUAGCAGCAAAUAAUCCCUGUGGUCAAAAUCUUCUCCAGCUUGUUGCAACUGGCAAUGCUAUCAUAGCUGAACUUCUUCGUUUAGCUGACUUUGUUCCACCGCUAUUCAAAGUAGCAAAUAUUCGCGAUGCUGGAAAGUACGCCGAGAUCAUCUACGAUUUUUCGUAUUUCUCCAAACAAGAAUACUACGAUGAAUUAAUUAACAGUCGAACAGAUUUGCAAGAUCUGGAUGAUGAAUUCCGAGAGAACAAUUUAACGUUGUUAACGCGGUUUUAUCAAGCAUUUGAAAGUGUGCAUAAAUACGGCAUUGAAUUCAACCGAUACAUCGAAGAUUUGACAAAUGGAACUUAUCUACAACAAACAGUAGAAAAUGUUAUUGCGAAUGAAGCUGGAAAGCAACUGAUGGCCGAAGCUGUUUAUCUAUUUGGUGUCAUGUUAAUCAUUCUAGAUUUAAAAUACGAUGCUGCUGCCCGUGAACGCAUGAUUGUCUCAUAUUUUCGCUACAGUGGAAAACGCAAUGCAUUGGACAGCAACAUCGAUGAAGUAGGGAAAUUAUUAGCACGUAACGAUGGAUUUUCUCUUCAACCAUAUAAACGUCCACCUGGUUAUCCGGAAAACUAUUUUCGACGUAUUGGAUUUCGCGAAGAUGUCAUUGGAAUGAUCAUUGGUCGUCUACGUUCCGACGACAUUUAUAAUCAAAAGAAAGCCUAUACUGAACUUGAACAUCAAACAGCAGCAUAUGCCACCCAAGCAUCAAUGUUAUACGUGUUGUUAUAUUUCUAUCCUGAUGUUUUACAUAACAGACCAGCGAUAAUGCGUGAAAUUGUUGACAAACAUUUCGCUGAUAAUUGGGUUAUUAAUUUAUACAUGGGGUUAACGGUAAAUCUCAUCGAUGCAUGGGAGCCUUAUAAAGCAGCGAAAGCGGCAUUGAACAAUACUCUCGAUCUUCAAGCAGUCAAAAGUCGGUGUCAAAUGAUUCAUGAGAAAGUCGGUAAACUGAAUAAUCAAGUCGAACAAUAUUUAAUCGAAGGUGUUCUCAUCGAAGAAUAUGUCUUGAAAAAUAUUUCGACGUUACUAAAAUUUAUGAAAGAAUGCAAUAUAUGUUUACGUUGGACCAUCUUGCAUACGAGUGAAUUGCCUGUCGGUGCUGAUAUUAAUAAGCGAUGUAAACAAAUGCUACAACUCGUUAUUACCGACUUACAAUACAAUCCAGCGGCAGUAUUCAAGUUAUUAUUGAACACAGCACAAUUUGAAUUUAAUCUCAAAGAAAUUGUGAGUUUAUUAUUGGCAGAAAAAUUCGAUCGAUGGACCGCGAAUCGUAAAGAAGCAGUCGAACGUCUCGUUGAACUAGCUGAUGUGUUUUCGGGAACAAUGCCAUUGACACGUGUGGAAAAGAAUGAUAACCUUCAAGCGUGGUUUCGUACAAUGGCAAAACGUAUCGAAUCGUUAGAUUUCGAAGAUUGGACAAAUGCAGGUCGCCAAACAAAUCAGAUUAUGACAGCAUUGGACGAAGUUCAACAAUUUCAUGAACUCGAUGCUAAUAUGCAAGUCAAACAAUUCUUGAAUGAUAACAAACGCUUACUGAGUACAAUGAUUCUGCUAAAUAAUGUUCAAGAAUCGACAAUUAGUAUUAUGGAUCUUGUUGCUGAUCUAUCGUAUGCGUGGAUUAUUAUUGAUAGUUUCACUGGUGUUAUGCAAGAGGGAAUCAAACGUAGUCCGUCUUUAGUCACAAAACUACGUGCAACGUUUUUAAAGCUUGCAUCAGCACUCGAUCUACCUUUAGUGCGAAUAAAUCAAGUCGGCAGUAACGAUCUGAUGAUUGUCAGUCAUUAUUAUUCAGGAGAACUAGUCGCUUACGUCCGUAAAGUUUUACAAAUCAUUCCGGAAACUAUGUUUACCAUGUUAGCUAGUAUUGUUCAUAUACAAACGAAUACUCUACGUGAGUUACCAUUACGUGCCGAAAAAGAUAAGUUAAGAGAAUAUGCACAACUCGAUGAACGCUAUCAAGUAGCUAAACUUACGCAUGAUAUUUCAAUCUUUACGGAAAGUAUGUUAAUGAUGAAAACAACAUUAGUCGGUAUUAUUAAACUCGAUCCUAAACGCGUACUCGAAGACGGUAUUCGAAAAGAGUUGGUUAAACAAGUGGCGACUGCUUUGCAUAAUGGUUUAACAUUUAAUCCUCGGGCCAAAAACAGCGAAUUAUUAUCGAAGUUAGAUGCGCUUGGUAACCAAAUGGAUGGUUUUCGUCGUUCAUUUGAAUACGUUCAAGACUAUGUGGGAAUUUAUGGAUUAAAAAUUUGGCAAGAAGAAGUAUCGCGAAUUAUUAAUUAUAACGUCGAGCAAGCAUCCAAUAGUUUUCUCAAACAGAAAAUUUAUGAUUUUCAAUCGACCUUUCAAUCGCGUCACAUUCCAAUUCCUCGUAUUGCACCGUUAGGAGAUGGUUCAAUCAAUUUCAUGGGUCGACUUGUACGAGAAAUACUUCGCGUUACAGAUCCACGCUCAACGUUCUAUGGUGAACAACGCAAUACAUGGUAUGAUGUUCGAACGAAACAACCCGUUGUUGACAUCUUACUUUUCCGAAAACUACAUCGAGCUGUUGGCUCGUUUGGUUUAAGUGGACUUGAUCGUCUCUUAUCAUUCAUGAUCGUUAAAGAAUUACAAUCAUUGACAGGCGCUAUUCAGAAUUUAUUUGUACAUAAAGAAUCGAGUGAUAUGCUAGACUCGUUUAUGCGACAAGUAGCGCCGAUCGAUGGCAUCGUUGUUCAACCAAAUCGAGUUUAUACAAAUGCCAUUGCAAAAGGAGCCAAUUUCUGGACGUCGUUGAGUGGCUUUUUAUUGAAGAUUGGACAAAUGCAAUUAUUACGACAACAAAUAGCUCACGAAUUAACAGCAUCAGCGAAAUAUGAUUCGAAAUAUUUAUUCUAUUCCUUGAAAACUUUCAAUGACACUCUUUUACAAGAUGUUCAACAAAUCUAUACGAAUACAAAUAGUCAACAAACUGAAUAUCCCGAAUCUUUGAAUGAAUUACUGUAUGAAUUAGGUCCACUAUUAGAAUCUGUCGGAAUGAAUGAUGUUCUUCAACGUGUUUAUGUAUCAGCUCAAAAUCAUUUCUUGCUAAUUCCAUUACUUGUUCUUUAUACAAUCAGUCAAGUACCACGCAUUGUAACAUUAAAAUAUUUGAAAAAUCAAAUGCAAACGUCAGGCAGUAGUUCGUCGAGUGGGGGCAAACGUGAUAUGGACUGUUCAGCGUUUGUCAUUGGAAUUUAUACGUUGACGAAACAAUAUCAUUCUGAUUUGAUUGAUGAUUAUUUGACAUGCCUUUGUCAAUUCAUUAAAUCACAAGUUGAACAAGCAGGAAGUCAAAAACUAAUUGAAUUUCCAGUUGAAGCAAUCAAUAUGCUUGAUUUUCUCACAAUGUUCAUUCACUAUGGUGAUUUACCGAUAAAAGUACUUGAACAACGUCUACCAGCAUAUAUAUGUGAUGAAUUUCGUACGAUUUAA
Messenger RNA from Adineta ricciae, 3702 nucleotides. Lineage: Eukaryota; Metazoa; Rotifera; Eurotatoria; Adinetida; Adinetidae. The record is from the annotation of a GenBank genome assembly.